UUUUGCGAGACGGGCUCCAUCCCAAGUCAACCGCGCGUGGUGCCGUUUUUUCGGGCCUUCGCAGAACUGGAGAUGCGCGUCACUUUGCCGGAGGCAGAAGCAGAUUGCAGCUGCUUUUCGCCCGGCUGUGAGGCCUGCCGCGGCAAGAAGGUCAUCGACUCUUUGCUGGGUCAACUGGCAGGGCACGCAGUGCCUCAGAUGGCAGAGGCCCGGGCGUACAGCGCCGGGCAGGAGUUGCUGGCUUUGCUCCGGCCAGCGCCGACGCAAGACUGGAGCUGGCACGUGCAAGGUGUGGAAGCGGAACCUGGUGCGGACCCCGCUUAUGACUACACCUGCGACUACCCAGAGACCUGGACCGACGACAGCACCUCCGAGCAGUUGACCAGCGACGAGACCUUGAUUGGCCCUGAUGGAGCAGUCUACGACGUGUUCUAUCCCUCAGGGCCCGACGAGAAGGAGGAGACAUCCACCACCUGCAGUGAUGUGGGAGGCAGCCCGGUCCCGAUGUCCCGGCAGAGAUCGGCAGAGGUCGGCAUCGAAGGCAUCGUGGACUUCAUGCGCACCGCCACCAAGGCGCGGUACCCCUCCCGCGUGCGGCUCUACAAGCUGGUGCACAGUGCGGCACAGUCCGCACUGGCAGAACACUUCGAGAGGAUGGCUUUGAUCGGCAGCACAGCGCUUCGGAUCGACACCCCGGAUUCCGACCUGGAUGUGGUGGUUUACACACGCGCUGAGGAGCCUUUGAACCCUGUGGAGGCCUUGCGGAAGAUCACGGAGGUGCUGAAGAGCGAGGAGGAUUUGAAGCUGCAACUGGUGGACUGCGCGCGAGUGCCGGUGCUAACAGUGCUGUCUGAGGAUGGACGCCUGUCUUUGGACUUGACCGUAGACCAGCCGCUUGGGGAGUGGCAUGUGCUUUGGUUCCAGAGCCUUUGGCAGUGGGCGCCGCUGCCCGCCACGGAGACUCUGCCUCCGCCCAUGGAGGAGGGUGACGACUGGGCCAGCGGUUUGGAGGCCACAGCGCUGCGGUGCAUCAAAUGGUGGCUGCGGCGCCGGAACAUCCCCGUGUCCAAGGAGGGCGGCUAUCCCACGGUGGUGUGGACGCUGAUGGUGCUGCAUGUUCUGAGGUGUUCCGUCUUUGUGGACGAGUCCAAGAAGCACGGCAACCGGGCGCUGCUGGGGGCCAUCGCUGCCUUCUUCGACCGCUUCGCGUCCGAGCGCUCUGGGGGCACGCUGAGCUUCUGCAUGGGCCCAGAUGGGAUGAGCUCAGCGUUCCACCCACAGUACGAGGAGCCGCAUUUGCGCUACACCUCCGAGAGCUAUGGCGCGCUGUCGGUGCUGGAUCCCACCACCACCUGCGAGCAGAGCAUCGCCUGGGGCGUCAUGCCCUCGGACCUUGCGCCGCCCUUGCCGCCGGCCACCCGCCUGCUGCACAGCUACGAGCUGCGCCGCGCGCAGCGGCUCUCGGCGCAGGUGCUCAGUGCGCAGCGCGAAGUUGGCGACGGGGGCGGCCAGGCGCUGGAGGACCUCUUCACAGAGACCAGCACGGCAUGCAACACCAUGCCGGCCGCCAUGCCCAGCCACACGCUUGGAGUGAUGGUCCUGCGCGAUGGGGAGUUGUCUGUGGGCCUUCUCACGAAGGUGUGGCCGAAACCCGGCUGGACGGCGCCCUUCCUGCACCGCCGGGACACGCACAGCGCCUUCUGCUUGCAGCUUUGCGAGGUGCGGUGUGAUGGUCUUCUGACACCCUGGGAGUCCAUGGUGAAGCAGCAUUGGUUCAAAGCCUGCGACUUCGUGUGCUUGGCUGGACUUCAGCCAAUGGUCACGCGAGGGCAGUGCCGCGGCAAGUACCUGCGCCGGGAGAGAAACCGCUGGAAGCUGGAUCCCGAAAGCCUGGAGAGAUGGCACCAGAUGUACGAGCUCCUCGCACAGGCGGGCGAGCAGCAUUGAGAACUGCGACGAAAACGACUUGACCUAAAAAAGACCGGAAAAAAUGAAAAAAGAAAGAAAAAUAGAGCGCGCGCAGAAGGCAAGCUUCUGCUGUAGAACGCCUGCGAAAAAAUCUUCCAAAAAAUUAAAGAUGCAAAGCUGCCAGGUGACAACUCACAAAAGCCCAG
Messenger RNA from Effrenium voratum, 2114 nucleotides. Lineage: Eukaryota; Dinophyceae; Suessiales; Symbiodiniaceae. The record is from the annotation of a GenBank genome assembly.